AUGGCACGGCCUUCGCUUCCUCCAGAAAUCCUGGAGCGUAUUUUUCGCUCUAAUUUGAAGCAGCGUCCACAUGGUAUUGAGCCAAUUGCUGAGGGUGUAGACGAAGACGAAGACGAUUGUGGACGCACCUUCAGGGAGGAUGCGAACUUUCUUCUUCCUUGUUGCAGAAGAAUUGACAUCCGUUCCCUACGAACGAUCCAGCUGCUCCUACGGAGCGUGCAGGAAGAUUUCAUAGCACCAUGUCCCAUCCGGCACCUCGCACUGCGUACCUACCCUAGCCUGAGAUACCACUCAGUGAUACUCAGAAAUGAGUUUGCUGCCCUUGCGGCGCUCCUUCUCCCAAUUUGCACCGACCUACGAUAUCUCGAAUGCACCAGUGUACCGUUUGGCAAGUCUCUGACUACUGCAGUGGGAUCAUACCCUCCGCUCCUGUCGUUGCGCGAGCUCAGCGUCGGCCACGUAUAUUUUCGCGACCUUAUUCCUGUCUUGAUACACGCUCCCAGCCUCGAGAAGCUGGAUAUCACAUCACUCACCAAUUUCUGCCGCUACCCUGAUAAUCAUGCUAACCCUAUUGAUUAUGCCCCGCUGUCCAACUGGGUUGCACUUGCCCACCCGGUUACUCCCACAUUCAGCCUGCACCAUCUCCGCUUGUGCAGCACCAGACUGCAUCCUGACCAAAUCCCCUGGUUGCUUGCAUACUCGCGCAAUGUUGCCCUCAUUGAGCUGGAAGGCUACACAGGUGACAUACUCGGGGCGCUCGCGACCUCCACCGGCAGCGCCGUUCGCUCACUGAAAUUGACCGGAAGACAUCGGCUGGAAGAUCCCGUGGAUUUUGCCCAGCAUAUUUCUCUCUUCACAGGUCUGAAAGCACUGCAGCUUAGUCGUCAGGACGUAGCUAUGCAUGCGCUAUUACCUGCUAUCCGUUCCCCACUCGAAUCCUUGGGGGUUUAUUAUAGCGCUAUCACCAUCGCGAACCUCAUGGUUGCACUCUGCGAUAGGACCUGCCUUCCGGGGCUGAAGACAGUAGCUGUAUAUUGCGACGCCACUGUCCAACGAUUGAUCGAGGCUCAAAGAAGGCCUCUGGAGGACGUAUGUUCUGCCCGUGACGUCGAGUGCAUUUGGGAAACAUCCCCUACACCGAUUGCUCGCAUCGUCUGUGCGUAUCCUGAUGACUAG
Sparassis crispa is the source of this 1176-nucleotide messenger RNA. RefSeq lists its product as hypothetical. The record is from RefSeq and is a predicted model, not a curated record. NCBI's taxonomy places the organism in Eukaryota, Fungi, Basidiomycota, Agaricomycetes, Polyporales, Sparassidaceae. The transcript has 4 exons. The coding region runs from base 1 to 1176 and encodes 391 amino acids.